Cryptomeria japonica (Japanese cedar) is the source of this 1843-nucleotide messenger RNA. Its product is annotated as ferredoxin--NADP reductase, embryo isozyme, chloroplastic. The coding region runs from base 262 to 1395 and encodes 377 amino acids. The record is from RefSeq and is a predicted model, not a curated record. The transcript has 5 exons. Gene Ontology annotation, molecular function: oxidoreductase activity. Lineage: Eukaryota; Viridiplantae; Streptophyta; Pinopsida; Cupressales; Cupressaceae.
GGAAAGUACGCAAGCAAUUACCCUUCGAUUUUGCUGAACUUUUCAUUAAAAUAACACGUUCUAUGUUGGGGGGCCGUUGUGGCUUUUCAUUGAGCGAAGGGGAAGAUUCGUUCAAUAUGGCUGCCUGAGCAUCUGAAAGAUUACUUUGAGGCUCUAAUCAGAUAUUUAUAAUUUAAUCAGAAGGUGAUCCUCCAGUGGGUUUGUCUCUCUACAAGGGAAAUUAUAUGCUGAAUCAGGUCAUCAAUUUGAUUUCUGAUAGGAAUGGCUCAUUCUCUUGUGAUCAAGGAUACCUUAUGUGCAUCUCAUCUGAUCUCUUCUUCCAAUGACAAGUCUUUUAGUAGCUGCAAAUUUCAGAAUUCAACUCUGCAAUUUACUCCGUCAGUACGGGUGACCCGCUCCUCUAAGAAAGUAUGCCUUAAGAGCAAGUUGAAAGUAUGCAUGUCAGUACAACAGGCAAGCGUAAACUCUAAGGUUUCGGUUGGCCCCCUGAAACUAGAUGAUGCAAAGGCGCCUCCUCUGAAUUUGUACAGACCCAAAGAGCCAUAUACGGCAACUAUUGUCUCCGUGGAGAGGCUUGUUGGUCCAAAAGCCCCCGGAGAGACUUGUCAUAUUGUAAUUGACCAUGAAGGAAACGUGCCGUAUUGGGAAGGGCAGAGCUAUGGUGUCAUACCUCCUGGCGAGAAUCCUAAAAAACCUGGUACCCCUCAUGCUGUUCGCCUUUAUUCCAUUGCUUCCACAAGAUAUGGAGAUUCUUUUGAUGGGAAAACAGCAAGCUUGUGUGUUAGAAGAGCUGUUUACUAUGAUCCCGAGACCGGGAAGGAGGAUCCCUCCAAGAAUGGCGUUUGCAGCAAUUAUCUCUGUAAUAGCAAACCGGGAGACAAGGUCCAGAUUACAGGUCCAUCCGGUAAAGUGAUGCUGCUACCCGAAGAUGAUCCCAGUGCGACACAUAUAAUGAUAGCCACUGGUACUGGAAUAGCUCCAUUUAGGGGAUACCUACGGAGAAUGUUUAUGGAAGACGUUUCUUCCUUCAAAUUUAGAGGUCUUGCAUGGCUUUUCUUAGGUGUUGCCAACACCGAUAGUCUUCUCUACCAUGACGAGUUUACAGAGUACUUGAAGCAGUACCCUGACAACUUUAGAUAUGAUACUGCAUUGAGUAGGGAACAUAAGAACAAGAAAGGUGGUAAGAUGUAUGUGCAAGAUAAGAUUGAAGAGUACAGUGAUGAAAUUUUCCAGCUUCUUGACAAGGGUGCUCAUAUUUAUUUCUGUGGACUAAAGGGCAUGAUGCCUGGAAUUCAAGACACCUUGAAAAGGGUUGCAGAGGAGAGAGGGGAGAACUGGGAUCAGAGAUUUUCACAACUUAAGAAGAAUAAGCAGUGGCAUAUGGAAGUUUAUUAGUCAUGCUUUAGAGCUUUUCUUUAUCCUUCUCAAGGCAUACAGGUAAUUUUUAUUGAUUCCUAAGCUGAAUUAGUAGUUGGAGCAUUCAAGCAUUUGCCCUGGAGCCAGUCACUCUAAAUGCAAAGCGUACAUGGCUUGUUUUAUUUUGUUAUGUUGAACUCAUGGAGACUCUGUCUCCAGAUGCUGGCCUUCUUAGUCUCUUCUAUUCUUUCCACUCUUCAGUGCUUCACUUCUGAUUGCAAAUGUUGUGAAGCUGAAAAAGAAAUAAGAGUAGAAAAUAAUGAUGUUAUUGUAUUGUGUUCUUCAAUCCUGCUAUCAAAGACUUUUGUUUUAUCCAUCUUUGCCCAUUUUCCAUGUAAGGUACCUUAUCAGUUCAUGGCUGAAGCCUGCAUUAAGUGACUUUUGCCAUUUUUGUGGAUGAAUAAAUAAAUAUUUUACUUUGAUCGAA